AUGGAAGGAAAGAGAAUUGAUGUUGCUCAAAUCAUUGCUAAUGAAAUGAGAAAUGUUGCAGAAAUUGGUAAGGAGUUUGGGGCAGGAACCAAAACCACUUGUCCUCUUGUGUUUCGCGAUCUCAUCAUAGGAUUACUCAUUGCUUCACGUGUGCGAAUUCCAAAUGUGGUACACUUUAAGAUCAAAACCAAGCCAGAUUUGCAUCGCGAUACAGCCCACCAAAUGAUGACUCCGGAGGUGUUUCAAAGCCACAUUGCAUGGCCUAGGGACACGGCAUUCAACCAGAGGAAGGUAGCUGGUCAUGGAGACGAAAAUGAAGAAGAAGAGGAGGCUGAACCAGAUAAUGAAGAAGGAACUUCUGGUGGUUCUAAAAUGGAAUCUGAAGCCAGUGAUGAUGAAAAUAUGAGAGAAGAAUAA
Messenger RNA from Vicia faba (fava bean), 417 nucleotides. The record is from the annotation of a GenBank genome assembly. Lineage: Eukaryota; Viridiplantae; Streptophyta; Magnoliopsida; Fabales; Fabaceae.